Molecule: messenger RNA, 1062 nt
Organism: Pomacea canaliculata
Lineage: Eukaryota; Metazoa; Mollusca; Gastropoda; Architaenioglossa; Ampullariidae
Exons: 4
Coding region: 85-573 (162 amino acids)
Source: RefSeq, a predicted model, not a curated record
GGUGGUGGUGGUUGAAGCAAGGCCACGCUCGGGUGGCUUGGUGUCGCACGUUCUGUGCUUCCGCCUGCGGGACGAGGCGCUGUCAUGGCGAGGCCUCUGUUGGCCCUACAGAUCGGUGUACCGAUCUUCUCAUUUCUCGUACUCACCACAGAAGUUUUCAAGACAGCAGGUGUGCAUGGACGGUCGUCCAGCUCUGGAAACUCAGUCAACGUGUCCCUGAGUGCAGGUGCAAUCGUGGGUAUUGUUUUUGGGGUCGUUGGGGGCAUCAUCUUAAUGUUGGUGCUGCUGUUGAUCCUCAAACGUCUCUGCCGCAGGUGGGCCAGAACCUCUGCUGCACGUGCAAACUCAAGUGGUCAGAUGGUAAGCUACUCCAGCUCAAGUAACAAUGGACUAAUAAAACCUACCCCGAGUGUGGCGCAAGUCCCAGUUCAGAGUUCGUGGCCGUCACAUCCAGACACGAGGGGAGACUACUACGGACAGACAUUCAGUGAACCAACAGAGAGUAGUCUUUCCUACUCUUCACCUUUCGGCAAUGGGCCCAUCACAUCGGAUGCAAAGGCAGGUUGGCAAUGAGAGGAACAAAAGCAGCCUGUCAGAGAGAUGGAUACAAACUGACAAUGAGAGGAGUGGCGCCGGUCGUUGUGCGUGUUUGUGGUGGGGUAGCAGCAGCGGUCGGGGUGCGCCGCCUGUGACGUCAUACGUAGUGUCAGCGGCCGGUUCACUACUUCAUGUUCGCAUUCCUGGGCAGACACUAAAAAAAAUUGAUGGACAAACCGUGUCGUUGGGUAACAGGAUUUUUUGUUACUGAGUUAACAGAACAGCAAAUGGCUGAUCCGGAUUUCCUUUCUAACGACUUUAUCCAGGGGGCAAAAAAGAGAAGAAAAGUUAAGAAGUAGAAUGUUGGAAAUUUGUGAAAAGGAUACUCAAAGGAAGCAAAGACUGAAGAUAAAAAUCAGUUUCAAACUUCAGUGUUGCACUUACUGCCAUCUAGUAUAAUAUCGAGUAUUGUAUCUUCUGGAUUUGGGUUUUUACAGCGUGCAAUAAAAUAUUUUUAUACGAUGA